AUGAACGUGUCCACGCCCACUCGCACGAUCACGCUGCAGCCCGACAAGACGGUGGCAAAUAUCAAGGCUGCAACAGCUUCUGGGUCUCGUUCAAGUCCCGCCGUCACGUUUGGUCCCGCCGUCACGUUUGGUGUUACCGCUAAUACUACUACUACUUCCAUGACUAUUUUAGCCAAGAAGCAUCGUCCAUCUGUGACUACCACUCCUACUAUACCUACGACCACCGUGACUGCUCCGACUACCAGCUCCGAGUCAAAUGUCCGAGACUGUAUAAGCUGCCAAGAAAAGCCCCGGAGAGGACGUCGGCGUCUGUUGCAUGACGAUGAACAGCGUAAAGCAAGACGGAAAGCGCAGUGUCGACUGAACCAGCGACGGUACCGAGCGAGACAGCGGGGAAUUAUCAGUACUUUGUCGCUCGAGACGGGCGGCCUAAGUGGCUACAUGCAGGAUUUGUGUGACUACCGGGACUUUUUAACGAGUUACUUUACCCACGAGAGCGAGUUUGUCGCAGGGUUUGAUGAAGAGCGACCCGUGCUGGUAGUCAAAUAUUACUUGAGGACAUUUCGAGCAGGGUUCGCGCUACAUUCGACCGAGUCAAGUGCUUUACAGGAGAGUUUUGUACGCUUAGUUUGUGCACCAGAUUUGAUUGCUCAAGGAGUGACGACGGAUGGGAUUGACGCGCUUUUACUCCAACUGAAGCGGUACACUUCGUACCAUGGCACGUUUGACAUGCGGCCACAGGACGUGCGUGUGCUUUUUGCUCCAGAACAAACGGCACAAUGGUGUACGGAGGACAAAGCUGUGUGGAUUGUACAGGCAAGAGGGAGGGUGAAGCUCCGGCUGUCACGGGAUACGCUCAUGCUAGUAUACCCCCAUGUGCUACGGCAUCAUGACCGACUCGCUCAACGUAUUCUGGGUCAGACGAUCGAACCGGAGUUUACAAUGACUUUCUACUUUGACGCCGAUGCGAAAGUGACCAAGUUGGAUCAACAGAUCGACUUUGCAGGUGCUUUCUUGCGUCUGCUGGGUGUGAUAGAAGACGUGGCUACGUUGCUGGAUGGUAUGCUGAUCUCAUCGUUCUCAGAGCUGGGAUUGGACUCGCAAGGGACGACGGCCGAGUCGGCACUCACGCGAGGAUGUAAACAGCUCAGUCUCAGGUACAUUCUCCUGUAG
Peronospora matthiolae is the source of this 1173-nucleotide messenger RNA. Lineage: Eukaryota; Oomycota; Peronosporomycetes; Peronosporales; Peronosporaceae. The record is from the annotation of a GenBank genome assembly.